AUGGCUGCUGGUGGCCUUGACUAUUCGAUUCAAAAGAAAUUAGAUACACAACAUCUAAGAGAUAUGACACAAUUAGCAGAUAGGGUUAGACAGGUCGAACGUCUUAAGGCUAAAAAAGCCAGAUCAUCUAAGUUUCAUAAGAAAGAGAAAAUAGCUUAUGUCGAAACAAUAGAUGAUGAUGAUGAAUAUUGUGUAAAUUAUGAAGACGUUGAUGAUAAUGAGGUUAAUGUGGCUGAAUUGAAACCAGGACCUCCCUACACUUGUAAAUUGUUAAAACCAUCAAAUGGGAAAAAUCCUGUCGAACCAAAAAAUGAUAAAUUUGUUGCUAAGACUUAUACAUUUGAUAUAACAAAAUGUGAUGAAAUUUGUGAUUUGAUAGUUACUGAUGGCCAAAUUGUUGUCCCAAAAGGGUUAAAAACUCCUCCUUUGGAACAACGAAAGAAAAGAGGCUUUUGCAAAUUUCAUAAUUUUCUUGGUCAUAAAACCUCACAAUGUGUUCUUUUCAGGGACUUGGUCCAGAAAGCUCUGAAUGAUGGAAGACUUAAAUUUGGAGAUAAGUCCAAACAACCAAAGAAACUAUACGAAGAUCCAUUGCAAGUAUCUGAUGCUUCGUACGUGGAGCUAGUUGAAUGUCUAAUGAUUGAUGCUAUGGACUUGUCUAGAGGUGCACAAUUGAUUUCGAUUCCAAAGGAUGAAUACUAA
This is a messenger RNA of Trifolium pratense (red clover), 702 nucleotides long. RefSeq lists its product as uncharacterized. The record is from RefSeq and is a predicted model, not a curated record. Lineage: Eukaryota; Viridiplantae; Streptophyta; Magnoliopsida; Fabales; Fabaceae. Bases 1 to 702 code for a protein of 233 amino acids. The transcript has a single exon.